AUGUCUAGUCUGGUUCCCCUGUUACCUGGCCCUGCUAGGCCAGUGGAGACCCAGACCACCACGCCUGUGACCCAAACAAAUAUCGUUCUGCGGAAGCGACUCCGGCCUGUGUCUGCAGCCUGUGAUGAAUGUCGCAAGCGGAAGUUAAAAUGCAAUGUUCCGUGGCCGUGCGAGCCAUGUGUACUCCGCAACUCUGAAUGUCAGUUUGGUCAAAAACCCGACAUUCAGAUGCUUUAUCGGGCACUGCAACGUAAGUUCACCGAGAUGAAUGGUGAUAAGGAUCGUCUUGAUUCUAUUGUUACGAUGAUGCGCGAGAAGCCCGAGGAUAUAGCACUCGCUAUCUUCAGGCGGGUUCGAACAGGAGCUGAUCUAGAGGCUAUCUUGAACUCAGUGGAGGGCGGGGAUCUACUGAUGCAGUUGCACCUAGCCCCUUCAUCCCAGUUCCACUACACACUCCCAAACCGGUGUGCGUUGCCUGGUAUCUUCGCCAAAACGAAGAGUGUAUACAUGGACUCCUUGGCCUUCGAGGCGCCAUACUUUAGCCCGGAGUCUCCACAGACGUUUGAUGCACGUUUGAUCUCGUAUUUAGAGGCCCCAAAGUACAUGCCAUACUACUCUGCGAGACUAGUCGAACCAUUGCUGGAUUGCGCUACGAUCUCUCGCUGGACGAAUGUGUGCACGGAUGAGCCUUUGCUGCACAGUCUCAUGGAAGCUUACUUCCUGCACAUAUAUUCGGCGUUCCCAUUCUUCCACAAAGAGUGUUUCUUACGCGGUCUUGGCUCUGUAUCUCGUCAUUUCUGCUCCAGCCUUCUCGUCAAUGCUAUCUUAGCUCAUGCUUGUCACGCUACCCCCAUGGUUGCGCACCGCAACGAGCAUUGGAAUCCACAGACUCUUGGCUACAUGUUCCUCGCCGAGGCCCGGCGUUUAUUGGAACUUGAAACAGGUCGACCAAAAAUCACAACAAUCCAGGCCAUGCUCGUGAUGAACAUUACCAUGAACGAUCAUGGUGUUGAAGGCGCCGCAUACCAAUAUUUAACCAAGGCCGUGGCUCUCGCAUAUCUCAUGGGUUUAUUCAACUCGGCUAGUGAACAGGAGGCGGACCAAGAUGUCAAGGUUGUUUUUGAAGUUACAGCCUGGGCUCUUUUCGCUUGGCAAGGAAUCAUGUCCUCCAUGUUGCAACAAUCACCUCUGGUCAAGCAGCCGCCUCAGACGCCGCACCCCGCCGAGUUCCCAUUUUGGUAUGGCGAUAUCCAGCUUCGAUAUCCUUCCAGCCAAGAGCCCGUCUCAACCAAGUAUCACCAAGCGUUCAAGGCAUACUUGGAGUUCUGGACCAUAUUCAACGACAUCGGCCUCUUUUUGUUCCGUCCUGUACAAGUCCGGUCCCUUUACCUUGGCCAGGCAGUCGAGUUCUAUGUUCGAUUACGGUCCUGGUUCGAUGGUCUCCCCGAUGACUUGUAUCCAGGGAAAAUAGUCCUACCUUUUCAGCUAAAGCUACAUAUACAAUACUGGGCUCUUGUGACGGACCUCUUUAAGCCCUUCACGGGCUGGGACGAUCCCACAAAAUCACUUGGCCAGACGCCCUCUGAGAUAUAUGCAGAUGCUCGAAGGAACCAAGAGCUACUGCUGAGAAUUUAUUACUUGCGACAUGGGACAGAAACUCACGACUCUUGGCUCUCCAUGUUUCUUCCCAGGCUUGGCUUUCUCGCACUACAAGAAGUAGCAUCUUCAUCAGACGAUGGCGACUCGCUUGCAACAUUGAUCCUGGCGCUCACAAGCCUCGAUAACCAAGGCAAGUGUUACUUUAAGGCGGAGUUCACGCUACGAACGAUCUGUGCACAGAUGUGUUCUCGAGACCUUGAGACCUUCAAGCAGUUCGCAACCUUUCAGGAUCUCGAUGUUCCUCAGGCCAUAGCAAGUCGCCUUGGCCUUAUUAAAUCAAGCUGGCCUGUAAACAUGGAUUUUACCAAAGAAGAGCGGAAGAACAUCCGCGAUGUAGCUGUUGAGGCCAUUGGGAUGAACUUGAUGGACGAUGAGUAG
Molecule: messenger RNA, 2037 nt
Organism: Fusarium fujikuroi IMI 58289
Lineage: Eukaryota; Fungi; Ascomycota; Sordariomycetes; Hypocreales; Nectriaceae
Product: related to nitrate assimilation regulatory protein nirA
Exons: 4
Coding region: 1-2037 (678 amino acids)
Biological process (GO): DNA-templated transcription; regulation of DNA-templated transcription
Molecular function (GO): DNA-binding transcription factor activity, RNA polymerase II-specific; zinc ion binding; DNA binding
Source: RefSeq, a predicted model, not a curated record